Messenger RNA from Bursaphelenchus okinawaensis, 6241 nucleotides. The record is from the annotation of a GenBank genome assembly. NCBI's taxonomy places the organism in Eukaryota, Metazoa, Nematoda, Chromadorea, Rhabditida, Aphelenchoididae.
AUGAGUAGCAUGAUCAAGAUGCCGCUCAAGUUGAGGUUGGGCAAGAAGAGUGGCCGCUACGACCUGAGUCAGGACAUCUACGUGCUGAGUGUGUUCGUUGGCGAUGUGCUACUGGUUCAGUGCACGCUGACUUCAGAUUCCACCGCCCAACAGUGUAUGGAGUAUCUGAUGGAGAAGAUCGACCUCACACAGGUCAAGUUCUUUGCUCUGCGGUAUCACAUGAAGUGCAACGACCCUGAUAAGCGGGUCAUGAGGUGGAUCGAGAUGGACAAAUCGUUGAGGAAGCAGCUUGAGAAGUGGGCCUGCAAGCCGCGGCAAGUCCAGUUGGCCAUCUUGUUUCACACUCCAAAUGUGUUCGCUUUGAGCGAUCCUACUGCCAGGUGAGUGCAAAUAUUGUACUAGAAAUGUCAUUAAAAGAGUGUUUAGCAAUACCUUUAAUAAUCGUUCUACUUCUACCAAUUUGUUUGGUACUAUACACCUGUUUAACAGUAUAACCCUCUAAUAUUCAUGUUGUUGUAGAUCUCUUUAUUACAAUCUUCUCAAACUUGAUGUUAUUAAUGGUAAAUUUGUGAUGGAUGUUGACAAAUAUAUUAACUUGGCCGCCUAUUCGAUGCAGGUCGAGUAUGGUGACUAUAACAGCGACAAUCAUACCAUGGAGUUUCUACGAUCUCUUCCUUUGUUACCUCAGGUAUUUUUCUAUGAUUGCCUUACUUGCUACAAUAUAUGUUGGUUUUACAGAGUAAAAUACUAUAAUAUUGUCUUAUCUAGCAUAUUUAGGAAUUUAAAUUUUAAAUUUAGGCUUAAAAAUUAAUUUUUUUUCUAAUUUAGGCCUAAAAUUAAACUUUUUAAAGAAUUAAAACAAUAAACAUCCAAUAGGUUACUGUAACAUUUGAUUUCAGCACUUUUUCCGCAACUCUCAACUGGUCGACGAAUUUCUGGUCAGAAUCUUGACGGUGUACGAGCGUCUGAAUGGGAUGCAGCCAUCGUACGCCGCCUUCCUUUAUAUCGUAGAUGCUCAACAGUGCGAAGGCUACGGCGAGGAGUUCUUCAAGGCCAAAGACGACGAAAGCACCGAAGUUCAAGUAGGCUACUCACCAGAUGGUUUGAUUGUGAAGCGAUGUCACUCCAACAAUUUAAAAUAUAGAUGGCAGGACAUCAAGGAUAUCACCAACGUCAAGAGGAUCCUCCAUGUCAAGUGCAAGGUGGAUGCUACGAAUGCUCAGUUUACUAUGGUAAGAUUUUUAUUUGUGUUGUAGUUUAGGUAAAGCAACUAUCUUAACACACUAAUGCAAUUUUGUUCUAUACAGGCUUAUCUAAAGUCAAAAAAACCCCUAAUGUAACAUUUUCGCCCUACUAUAACACUUUGAGUCUAUACCUACAUUUUAUAUUAAUUUACUUGCAGGAAGACCAAGAAGUAGCACGAUACGUGGUCCAAGUCCUAACCUGGCAAUGGCAGUACGCCCUGACAGAUGCUAUUCAGCACAAGGCCGUGCCCAUGAGUAUCAACAACCUCCAAGGUGCUAUUCGAACCUUUGGUGCUCCACCCCCUCGCCUCAACACCAAUGACAUCAUUCCAAGUAACAGUCACAGUCUCGACCUUACAGUAUCCCAGACCUCAUCGUACUGUCCUUCCCAACCAUCGUCCUCAAGUUCUGUAACCAGAUUCACUCCGUUCAUCAGCAGGAACCAGGCCUCAGCCUUACAUUCAGUCCAAUCGUUCCAACACAACGUGAACUCUGGCGUCAUGAACGUGAAUCGGAACCGUGCUGCCACUUCAGUGUCUACACAACAUCUUCCUACUCUAGUAUCCACACCUUCGUUAUCACAUAACACUCCCUUCGUGUCGCAGUACAGUAAACAGAGCAACGUCUAUCGACCGUCCAGCUCACGGUUGGACAAAGAGAACGUUAACACUCCACAAUUCGACUCUAGGUUGGCGGAGAGACAUAUCCUGAAGGAGAUGGUGAACCAACAACAGAUGCAACAAAAGGUAAGGCUAUUAGUUGGUAAUGAUGAUAAAUAGCAUAUAACUGACUACUACAAUAUGAUGACGAACUUAGUAGUUGAAGUGAAAUACUAUGAUUACAUGGUUGUUUAAAGUGUUAUCACAGGCUUAUUACCUAUAAUAAUAUUGCUAUUUCAGACGAUGGGCUCGAGCCCUGAGAUUCAUAUGAUUGGAACUAAUAACCUGAAGAACUACGGUAACUCUCACUUAAUGAGACGCGCCCAGUCCAAUGCUCGAGGCUUCCAAGCCAACAGAGUAAACAACUUUUCUGACGAAAAGGUAAACAUAUCUUACUGUAAUUGACCAUAUUUUUGUAUUUCGACUUUUGUUUAGGUCAAAAAGUACAUAGAAAAGCUAAAGAUUAGCAAACUUUUGCAACUUCUAAUCGAUUCUACAAUUUUUUUUUGUUUUUUAUAUUUAAUCCUCCCUUACUCUUCCAACACGCCCAUUAAUAACAUUAAAUUUUUUUUCAGUUCACCGGCCCAGGUCACGCCCUAAGCACCCCCGACCUAGCCUUAAAAUGGAUGUCCAGCCCUGACCUCAUCUCAACGGCAGUAGCCACUCAAUUGGCCGCCAUCAGACAACAACAAAACUCGCGAGCUCCAGUCAUGAACGUCGUGUCAGAACCCCCACACGCUUCCUCGACCUCAAGUGGAUCAUCUUCUGGCCGACGACUUCAUGGCCCACCUGGAACACCGCGUUUCAGCCAAGGCCAUGUUAUUUCUGGCACUCGACCCCCAGGUCAGUCCAUCACCUACCCCAUACCCGUUAUGAACCAGACUGGCUCGGCUAUGGAGCCACCCACUUACAGUCAGGCUUGUCACAAGCCCGUCCACUCACCACACCUAUUUUAUGACCCACACAGUUUGCCGCAGAGCUCUAUCGCUUCGUCUUCAUCAGCCGACUCGUAUGUUAGACAGUUGAAUGGGGAAGAAAGCGAGGGAUCAGAGCCUGGAGGGACCAGUGUCAACAUGGUAUGUUGGUUUUAUAGUUAUAUAUGGGUCUUUGUAGGUUUGCAGAAGGUUUUUAGUGUGAUUUGAGGCAGUAAGAAUUUGUUUAUAAUAGUUUUUUGUUUGAAAAUAGUGUCAAAGUACUUCUCAUUACUUCUAGGCUUAUCAUGCGAUGAUUCCAAGCCUAUUUCAACUCAUUUUUCUUAUUCUAUAUAACUAAAAGUCGGUAUUUCAUCGUUAUUCACCGUGAUUUCGACUGUGCUUUUCCAGCUUUUCACUGUCUGUUUUCAAUAUACGCACUUCAGAGGAUUAACAUGAAGCUUAGCAUACAUCCAGGUUGUGAGGUCAUGGAUUCUGAAUUCCAUUCUGAAAUCAGUUUUCAGUCAAAGAUUAGAAUUUCAAUAGUGUCACUUUUAAACAGCUCAAAGUGUUUUUUGGUAUCUGAUUUGUUAUGUUUUAUGUUAUUCAGAAACUACUGAAUAUAAAUAAUAUAAUAGUAGAUGGUGUUAUAUCAUUCAUAGGCAGCGGUAUGUCAAGCUUGUGAGGGAGAGGGAGAAGACAGUACUAUAAUGUGAGGAGUGCUUAAGGAAUCUGCCCUAAUUUUGAUCAAAGUAACUGUAUAGUUUAUAUAAAAUAGCAUAGUAUAGUAAUUUCGAAAAAAUAUUGAUGUCUUGUUGACCUUUCCAUUCACUUUUUGACCUAUCUAUUAUGCUAACAAACGGGAAAGCCUCUUUUGUAAGCUAUUGUAAUAUAAAAAAACUUCCUUUCCCCAUUUCAAAUUGUUUUUUAAGUUUAUUGAACAACACAGAUGAUUUUUCUCAACUUUAAACUAAAGUACUAUUUCUAAGCAUUGUUCAGUAUAACAUCUACUUUUAAUUACUGUUUUAGCAUUAAUUUGGUCGAAAAUUAAGCAGAAUUCUGACAAAAAGCCUAUUUUCAUUAAAAAACUGUUCCGCAAACUUUUUGACCAGAAAUCCUACAAAGUAUGAUACUUUAAUAGAAGCUAAGAUACUGUCGUGCAAUAUAUGACAUUAUAUUUUAUCAAACUCUGACCUAAAAGUUCAUAGAAUGCCCAUAUCUUACCCUACAUUGAUGUCCUCCUCCCCAAUCCCCCUCCCCUGCCAAAGCCCAUAGCUUUCACAAACACAAGAGAAUACGUAUCAUUUGACAACCUAUUAUAAUAUUACCAAAUGGCUACCAUUUGAUAAUAUUAAUACAUAUAUGUAUUCUGUUUGUCGCAUUUUGAUUAUUUUGUUAUUUCACCAUCGUAUGUUAUUAUAAUUGUCUAUUGUAAGUGGAAUACAUUGGACAUCUCUCUUCAGAUUUUUCAUUUCUCUCAUUGUCAUGUACAAUAUAUUACGUAUUUUGAUCUCAAUACAUCGUAUAUGAUAGACUUGAGGCUGUAUUACAUACUUUCUUCUUACAAUAUAAGCCAUCUUUAUGAUCAUCUUGACAUAAAUAAAGGAAUUUUGGCAUAAAAAUGGUUUAUAUCAAGCUUCACAUUGUAAAACCCCAAUCCCAAGUGUACAUUGGAAUCCAAUAUUAUAAUCGCUAAUCAGUUGCGAAAUGUGACAGUCGGUGACGGAUCGCCGCCUCCAUCACAUUAACAAGCGCUCUAAUCAGCUUCUGAUUGCAGGACCGCAGCUUCAGAAGUCCGUCGCCCGACUCCAAACCCAUGCGCCACGUGCUUCUGAACGGUGUAGCCAGGUCCGGUUCCUUGGCGACACAACCCAACAGUAAUGAGGAGAACUCCAACGAUAAAACGGUAAGUUGUGGGCUGAUAUUGAGGUAGAUUUUGGGCUUUCGACGAAUUUUAAGCCUGUUUUGGAUAUAAAAAGUCAUAUUAUCCAUGGAAAAUAGCUGAAUGUACCUUUUUAUACACAACUUAUCAUAAAUAAUGUUUUCAGCUCCAACUUCUUCGUGAGAAACUCGAAACCCCUCAAGGCAUCGAUGCUGAAUUCGCUGCCAUUCCAUGGAAACGUCUCAGCGCCGGCGUAUCGACUAGUCAACAUCCAGAGAAUCAACCCCGAAAUCGACCGGGAAAUGUGUUUCCGUACGAGGAUACAAGAGUCAUGUUAACUCCCACCAAACACAACUCAGAUGGCUACAUCAACGCCUCCAACGUCCAGCUACCCAUUGGAGACUACACGGCACGCUACAUCGUAUGCCAAGCCCCCAUGAAGUCGACCACCGACGACUUCUGGCAAAUGAUCUGGGAAUCUGGAGCUCGCCUCAUCGUGAUGCUCGUGAAUCCAAAUCAAGUCUCCAAAACAGACUCUAUUCCACCGUACUGGCCGAAGAAGUGCAAGGAGAAGAUGGCGUUGAACGACUACUUUGUCAAAAUGGUCAGCUCCUCCACCACCACCUUCCAGACGACUUCAGUGUUGACGUUGAAGUGCCUGAAGACUGGAGAACGACGAACGGUGUAUCAUCUGUACUGUGCCGACUUCGCCGUCGAUGGAGUUCCCUCUUCUGAAGCGUCAUUCUUGGCUUUUAUUGACGCUGUGAGUAGCUUGAAGCGACAGAUCGAGAACGAGAGGACCGUGGAGACGGAUUCUGGAGUUUUCUCCGUGCGUCAAGGGAAACCAGGAAAUCGACCAAACAGAGUAAGUUUUUAGCCGAAUGUCGAUGUCUAGAAGUCACAACUAAUCUAUCUCGUUAAAUCAAAGUAAAAUAUUACCUUCGCAUAGCCUAUAUGAUUAACCAUUUUCAUUCCAGAGUAACCUAACUGAUGUCACAAACCGAAAACGCUCCCAAUCAGCUGAUGGAGGUGGCUGGAGAAGGAAACUUCGGCUAGCCACAUCCUCAUCUCACACACCACCAACAUCCAAACAUACAUCACACAACUCUUCACAGAUUUCCGAUACCUCAGAUACCUCCGGCACCUCACAACCAGCUGAAUUGAACCCCGAUCCUCCUACUGUGGUUCACUGUACAGAUGGAGCUUCCGAAUCUGGAGUUUAUCUUCUCGUGGAGAGCCUGAUUCAGUCUACGGAGCAUAAUUUGGUAAGACUGCUCCUUUUUGCCAUUUUGUCUGAAAUUCAUACCUAAAAUAACGUUAUUGAACAAAUAACAAAAAUAACGAUCAGUAAAACAGCCUAUUACUAUAAUGUAGUUCGAGCAACAUUACACAAAUAUAAAACAAGCUUUGUUUCAGACAGUUGACGUACCCAACACUCUGAAAGCCCUGCGGCAACAACGCAUGUACCUGGUGAAGAAUGUGAACCAGUAUCGGUUCGCCUACUCAAUUUUGACCAACUAUUUGGAACAAUCUCGGUUGAUUUAG